CAGCUCUGUCGCAAUGCCUAGCACCCUGGUAUGCGGGCCCAGGUUGGUCUGAGACAGCACAGGCCAUGUGACCGUCUUCCUAGAGGCUGUGAGGAGGCUAGGGACCCUACGACAGCCAGGAAGGAAGAGCAAAGGGUUCCCCUCCCGCAGCCAUGCUGAAGCAGAGCUCCGAGAGGAGAAGAUCCUGGAGCUACAGCGCAGAGAAGGAGGAUGAGCCCCAAGCGGCGGGCUGCCAACACCGCAGGAGCAUCUGCUCCGUGGGGGGCCGCUCUGGCUCCCAGGCCAGUAUUCCGCCGUGGACCGAGGGCAACUAUAACUACUACAUUGAGGAGGACGAGGACGCUGAGGAGGAGGAAGAGUGGAAGGACGACCUUGCCAAGGAGGAUCAGAAGGCAGAGGAAGUCGCCCCCGCCCAGCCCAAUGGCCCCAGCGACCUUCCGGCCCGGUGGUCCACGCUGAACGUGAACGUGGGCGGCCACAGCUAUCAGCUGGACUACUGCGAGCUGGUGGGCUACCCCAAGACGCGCCUGGGCCGCCUGGCCACCUCCACCAGCCGCAGCCGCCAGCUGAGCCUGUGCGAUGACUACGAGGCCGAGACGGACGAGUACUUCUUUGACCGCGACCCGGCCGUCUUCCAGCUGGUCUACAACUUCUACGUGUCCGGAGUGCUGCUGGUGCUGGACGGGCUGUGCCCGCGCUGCUUCCUGGAGGAGCUGGGCUACUGGGGCGUGCGGCUCAAGUACACACCGCGCUGCUGCCGCAUCUGCUUCGAGGAGCGGCGCGACGAGCUGAGCGAGCAGCUCAAGAUCCAGCGUGAGCUGCGCGCCCAGGCGCAGGCCGAAGAGGCCGAGGAGCUCUUCCGAGACAUGCGCUUCUACGGGCCGCAGCGCCGCCGCCUCUGGAACCUCAUGGAGAAGCCUUUCUCGUCGGUGGCCGCCAAGGCCAUCGGGGUGGCCUCCAGCCUCUUCGUGCUCAUCUCCGUUGUGGCACUGGCGCUCAACACGGUGGAGGAGGCGCAGCAUCACGCAGAGGAGGGCGCGGGCGGCCCGGACCUGCGGCCCAUCCUGGAGCACGUGGAGAUGCUGUGCAUCGGCUUCUUCACCCUCGAGUACCUGCUGCGCCUCGCCUCCACGCCCGACCUGCGGCGCUUCACGCGCAGCGCCCUCAACCUGGUGGACCUGGUGGCCAUCCUGCCGCUCUACCUGCAGCUGCUGCUCGAGAGCGUCACCGGCGAGGACCAGCAGCACGGCCAGACGGCCGGCCGCGUGGGCCGCGUGGGCAAGGUGGGCCAGGUGCUGCGCAUCAUGCGCCUCAUGCGCAUCUUCCGCAUCCUCAAGCUGGCGCGCCACUCCACCGGCCUGCGCGCCUUCGGCUUCACGCUGCGCCAGUGCUACCAGCAGGUGGGCUGCCUGAUGCUCUUCAUCACCAUGGGCAUCUUCGCCUUCUCCGCCGCCGUCUACUCGGUGGAACACGAUGUGCCCGGCACCAACUUCACCAGCAUCCCCCAUGCCUGGUGGUGGGCUGCGGUGAGCAUCUCCACCGUGGGCUAUGGAGAUAUGUACCCGGAGACCCACCUGGGCAGGCUUUUUGCCUUCCUCUGCAUUGCUUUUGGGAUCAUUCUCAACGGGAUGCCCAUUUCCAUCCUCUACAACAAGUUCUCUGAUUACUACAGCAAGCUCAAGGCUUAUGAGUAUACCGCCAUACGCAAGGAGAGGGGAAAGGUGAACUUCAUGCAGAGAGCCAGAAAGAAGAUGGCUGAGUGUUUAGCUGGAAGCAGCUCACAGCCCACCCCUCGGCAAGAGAAUUAGUAUUUCAAAGGACAGAUGGGCUGGUAAAUUC
This is a messenger RNA of Nycticebus coucang (slow loris), 1839 nucleotides long. RefSeq names its product potassium voltage-gated channel modifier subfamily V member 2 (gene KCNV2). Bases 153 to 1808 code for a protein of 551 amino acids. NCBI's taxonomy places the organism in Eukaryota, Metazoa, Chordata, Mammalia, Primates, Lorisidae. Gene Ontology annotation, cellular component: membrane; voltage-gated potassium channel complex. The record is from RefSeq and is a predicted model, not a curated record. Gene Ontology annotation, molecular function: voltage-gated potassium channel activity. The transcript is spliced from 2 exons. Gene Ontology annotation, biological process: potassium ion transmembrane transport; protein homooligomerization.